Molecule: messenger RNA, 4038 nt
Organism: Ectocarpus sp. CCAP 1310/34
Lineage: Eukaryota; Phaeophyceae; Ectocarpales; Ectocarpaceae
Source: the annotation of a GenBank genome assembly
CGCACGCGGUACGCACAACUGGACAGUCAGCAGCGGAGACUAGGAGAAGAAGGGAGAGAAGGUUCUCAAAAGCCCACCUGCUGUCACGUCCCACAGAUCGGACCAACAGGGAACGAACUAAAGAGGGCACAAACACGGGUACAAGUACAGAGAUGGCCAAUCCCUACACAUCAGAGGUCCCUCUCCCGGCACUGCGAGAGCACUUCGCCACGGCUUUUGUCUCAUAUCCCAACAUGACGGCGGGAAAUGCGGCGAUCGAGCAGGAGUGCGCGCUGGAUCCAGCGAUGGCGGAGCUUCGGCAGCACCUACUCCGGCAUCGCAUCACCUUCUGCGUCUUUGACAUGGAUUUGACCGUAACCAAAAUGCACACGAGAGGUGCGUUGCCUCGCGAUCCGGACACCAUGAGGUCCUACCUCGAAUCCGGGCGUGCGACGGAUGCGGUCAAGACGAUGAAGCUUUGCCGAGCCCUGGGCCUCACCGUCGGGAUCGCGACGUUCCAGAGAGAGGUGGACGACUCGGCGCACAUUGGCGGCUCGCACCUUGUCCGCCGUGUCCUCGGGGCGAUCGGUGCCGGGGACCUGGUGAGCGACCGGGAUGUGGUCGCCCUGACCUCCUCGCAGUACUCGGAGAUGAUCCGGCACCAGGAGAGCUACACCAAGAAUGACAUGAUCCGCGUGCUGUUCGAGAGGCGGGGGGAGGCGUACUCCCCGGGGAACACCCUGCUGAUCGACGACACCCGGCGGAACGUCGAGGCAUUCGUUAGGAUAGGCGGCCACGGGCUCCUCGUGGAGGGGGGCCAGGGGUUGAUCCUGCGGAACGCGAAGGUGGUCGAGCCCAGCUGUACAUUUGUGCCAGGGUUGACGUUUUCCUCGUCGGCACACCACUCUACAACAGCAACAACGUCGGCAUCGGUGACCUCCCAGCACCAUCAGAAUGAGGGUGGUACGUAUCCGGAUCACCGGCAGCAGCAGCAGCAGCGUCAACACCAGCAGUACCCGCAGCAGCCUCCUCCGGCUGCAGGAUAUGGGUACGGGUACUACUGAAGUCGGUUUGGUGGGUAGGAGGAUGGGCAGGUCGCUGCCGCGUGCGUGUUUCAAUUUCGGCGGAUUUUGUUGUUCCGAAACAUUUAGGCGACGCGCGCGAGGGGAGUGUUGCAAAGAGGGGCGGGGUCUUGGCUGACAGGUUGGUUCGGUCGGGACCCCGACACGUUGCGUCCGGGGUAUGUGCGAUGUUGAUAGCGCCUGGGAAGGGCCCUUGCGGUUUGAGAACCCCGACGGUGUUGGUGGCGUGUCAGGGGCGAGAGGAGGAGGAAGUAAGAGGCUUGCUUAUCCACGCGGUUGGCAUGUAGCGAGCGGUUCACUUCCUUGGGCGGGCGAUGCGAUGGGAGGGCGGAACUCCGUGGAGCGGGAGGCGGCAGGCAACGGAGCGUAUCAUCGAAUAGCGAUUGCAAGAGAGAAGCUCUCAAAUUUUUCCAUGUGUGUUGUUUCAAAUAGCUUUAGUCGUGCUCUAUACGAUGCGCUGUUUCCGCCGAACGUGACCUCAUAUAGCAUUACGUCUCUUUUCUCUACGUGUCUCGACGGUGCAUACCGUCCAUGCGUUUCCCCCUCUGAAUACCGCUGUGUUAUUUUGAAUUGCCUCUCGAAGAUCGAUCGCCUCACGACGAUUGCCAAGGGCUAGGGUUUACGGUCUAUUUCUCCGAAUGUUGUCCCUAGGAUGAGGGAGUGAACGCUGCUCGUUGAUCUGCAUCACUUUUUUUGUUGUCGCCACAAGAUUUCGAACGGGUUCGGCGUUAUCCUUGGCGCAUGAGGUUGAAUCGUAUUGAGCUUCAGCUUUUUAACCCUUGCCCGUCAUGCGUGUCCACGACGAGAAGACGUGUUGUCGCGCGGGCCACUACCAAUCCCUGCGUUGCCACUAGAGUCACACCGCAUUUUGACACGCGGCUGUGAUGUAGUUGAGGAGCUUCGAUGCCUAUUGUUUUGUUCGACAUCCCCGUGUUGGCCACAGGCUGGGAGUUGAGGCCAAGGCAGCGACCUUUACUCGGGAUGGGGAGGCGCCGAUUGGGGUGGGGGGGUGGGUGGGGGGCCAUUCCUUUUGUGUUCAUUUACAACGGUAUGAUUCACUCGUUUGUUGUGCGUUGGUAUGGUCGACAGGAGCUCUUGGUCCCUGUUGGGGGGAUUCUUCAACCGUCACGAUUCCUAUGUCUGCUGCAAGUAGACAUCGGGGCGAAUUUAUAUUUUUCGGGGCCACAGCUUGACAUCACUGCUGUCUGCAGCUAGUGUAUAGUGCAUUUCUCUGAGGGGUACGCGGAGUAGAUGCUUUCGGCUUUCUUUGGCGUAACGAAACCGUGGGUUGGUGGCGUCCCUAGCGCGGAAGCCAGAUAACCUCCGUCGGUACCCCUUCCGGCUGAUGAUUCUGGGCUCUUGUCCAUCAACCAUGCCGGUAGCACCGAGUUUUUCAGGUGUGCCCUCUAGACAGGAGAAACAGUGGCCUUCCUGUAUUCCCGCCAUUAGGUAGCCAUUUGGAGACGUUUACGACGGUACGCCGGGUCGAAUGUCACAUCCGAUUUUCACUCGGGUUUUGCCCCGCACGGCUUGUGUUGUGUGAGUUUUCUCGUGUGUCCCCCUCUUCGUUCAUAUCUUGUAAUUUUGCUUCCUCUGUUGCUUUCGUUACAUUCGCCGGCAUGCUAUGCCCAGGCUAGAGCAGAUUCGGCUGCCUCCGGGGGGCUAGGGAGUUUGUUUCUGGUAUGUUUUUGUUGUUGAACUUUUAUUUUAUUUUGUUUCAUACGACCGCAUGUUGUGUCCGGCCGGGAGAAGCGUGGUCUGGCUCCAUGGGGCUUCGGCCUGGUGGGUCUAGCCCCUGAGAGUAUUUUUUUCUUAUCCUUCAAGUGGGUGUAUAUCGUACAACCCCGGACUCCUAGCGCCGCGUACUCGAGCAGCAUUGCGCUGUCUGACCUCCCUCGAUCGUUGGGCACAAAAGGACCGUUUCGACCUUCGAAGCGGCAGGGCUAGCAGCGGCGGUUGCAAGCAAUCGUGAGGAGGGGAGAUGAAGGCGGAGAUCGCACGCAAGAAAUGUUUGUAGAGUACUGCUGAAGGUACUUAAUUUGAAAAGGGGUGAUUCUGCGGGUUCGCUGUUGUGUGUUCUUGGUGUGAUCGGGUGGCUUUUGCUUCGUUCUCUGCGCUGGUGUACUUGUCCGUCUGGAAACGGUCGUGGUUGUGUGGGGUGUGUGUUUAUCUUGAAGUUUGCAUCUACAGCGCUACUCGGCGGACCAAUGAAUGACCGACUGAUUCUUUGCGGUAGCGCACACUUUUCGAGCCCGCGGGCUACUUCGACAGGUGGGCCGCGCAGGAAAUUGAGUGAGUGGUGAGUGUUCGUCCAGAAGGAAGCGCCCUCCGUGGUGUCGUUACGCUCUUUUACAUUGUUUGGCUCUGGUGAAGCAGGGAUUGGUUUGCUCAUGUCGCUGUGAAGGUGGGUGGUGCGCCACGAUGGCAUGAAGGCGCAUUGCAACCCCUAGUGUGGGUUUUGAUAGAUGCUGCGAUGGUAAAAAGACGCGUUGGGGAGCGCGCGGGGGGGGGAGGUGCACACAUUUACCAGAGAAAUAAAUACUGCAAAUGACUGGCCAUGGCCAACGAAAUACCGUGUCUGUUGCUGAGAAAGAUUAGGUUGAGAUGUAUGAUCCUGCAUGACAUGAGAGAGCCGAAAGAGCAGAUGAAGCCAAAACUAUGUAUGAGGGAGCUUCGUGUGCCGGGGUCAACCAGGAGUCAACCAGGUGUAAUAUUGCCAGUUGAAAAGGUAGGCACGUGAGAAGAUUGAUGCACGAAAGGUGGGCAAGGGUGAUAGUUCUGUUACUGAUGAGCAGUUGUUUUGUUGGACGGAGCUUAAGAUAGCGAAUAGGGGUCGUGGUGAUGACGCGAACGCGCCAGCGGAUAUGUGCAAGGUUAGGGGGAUGGUGAAAUUGCUGUUGUACCGUUGUGAAACGACGGACAAUAUAGAAGGAGAAACAACGAAGAUGAAACCGCAAAAGCGUUGAAACGAACCCGU